CCAGGAUGGUAUCCAUCGAGGGAGAAAAGCGGCCGUCACCGUUCAGUGUCGAAAGCAUAUUAGAACGAAAAGAUGAUAUACUCAAGCCUCUCCCGAUGGCGCCAUCCGCGGCAGCUACAGUCGUGCCAAUGACACCCUAUCCGGUGAGGCUCUCACAUCCAUUCGAGACGGCGAUGCUCUUCUUUGGCCAGCCCAGAUUACCAGCCCCACUGUCCGAUAGUUCCCCAGAAUCUAUCGUGUUUUCGCCACAUUCCAUUUCCUCUUCGCAAUGGAUGAAAUCAUCUCCAAGCACGCAAAGCACCCCUCCUUUGAAUGAAGAUGCAAAAAUCCAAAUGGGCCUGAACAAAUGCAUGCUUCGAAAGCACAAGAACAACAGAAAACCGCGAACACCGUUCAGCACGCAGCAGCUCCUUUCCCUCGAGAGGAAGUUCCAACAAAAGCAGUACUUGAGCAUAGCUGAGCGGGCCGAGUUCAGCGCUUCACUGCAACUGACUGAAACGCAAGUGAAGAUUUGGUUCCAGAAUCGCCGAGCCAAGUCGAAGCGGCUCCAGGAGGCAGAGGUGGAGAAGGUGAAGUUCGCUCAAGCGAGUGCUCUGGCGGCAGCGGCAGUAGUCAACGCUCAGAACGACCCGUCGAAGACGUUCCUCACGUUCGGAUAUCCGGCCCAGUGGUGACGGCUGGAUCCGCGCACGGUCUAGCGUACGUCUCUGAGCGAAUUUCGUUUGUUCAUCUCAUCUUCGUGCUCUACUUGCAAUCCAUUCCUCUGUCGUUGUGAGACUUUGAAACGUGUUUCCAAAAUAAUCCAUUUUAUGGUGCAUAUAUAGCUGAACAUAGCCAAAGGGUAACUAUGUACAUAAAUAUGACUAUCCCACAGAAUCGUUGUUCAAUUCUGAGUUCUUUGGAGAGGGAUUUGAAGCCAUGGAUGUACCUGUGGUGUCUGCGCGACCCGAUUCUGCCGUUCCCACGUUCUCUCCAACUAAACCCCUGACAAAAGUCGUUUCUUCAGCGAUCGGAUGAGCGAAAAUGCUGCGGCUCACGUUCGCACUGAUAGGUAUGACAAGAGCGAAAUCGCAGCCGUAAUUCCACUUUUUCUAUUUGAAUGAAAGCUUUUGAUGACGCCGCGCGCUGCAAUAUUCACCAGGUUCUGCAGAAGGGAGGGGAGAGAGUGGGAUUAGCAUGAUCGUCAGCUCCUACUCUUCUUACAUUGUAUAAUGAUAUUCAGAGAAUCAUCGUGCCAGUGCGUAUAUAUUGUUCGCAUGUUUCGCCAUCGUCUGUGUUUGUCAGUGUCAUUUAUAUGGUUUCGACUUGAUUACACCUUGCUCUCAAGCUUAAACAGAGCUAGUCUGUUAUAGAUUCUUUAUUCCAAUAAAAC
This is a messenger RNA of Cylicocyclus nassatus, 1372 nucleotides long. The record is from the annotation of a GenBank genome assembly. Lineage: Eukaryota; Metazoa; Nematoda; Chromadorea; Rhabditida; Strongylidae.